This is a messenger RNA of Histoplasma mississippiense, 1593 nucleotides long. RefSeq lists its product as hypothetical. Lineage: Eukaryota; Fungi; Ascomycota; Eurotiomycetes; Onygenales; Ajellomycetaceae. The coding region runs from base 1 to 1593 and encodes 530 amino acids. The record is from RefSeq and is a predicted model, not a curated record. The transcript is spliced from 6 exons.
AUGUCAGAUCAAUCCUCACUACAACCGCCACCGCCGGGGAACCCGCGCAAGCGGAGAAGCGCGGACAAUCUUUCUAGUCAGACGAAAAAGAUCUCGCCAACUCCGCCGAAGGGCACAUCUCUGUCAGAUGCCGUGCAAGCAGCACCCACCCAGGGGGGCUCCACUCGCGAAGAUAUCCCCACCGACAACAUCUUCAGCGUCGACAAUAUGGCCAAGACGGCAGUAGAUACUGGGAGUAUUUUUGAGCCUUCUUUCUUUUUUACCCGCGACGCAACCAUUGCCGCAUUGGAGUCUAUUGUACGUUGCUGGGCUCCCACCAGCGGUUUGAUCCCGACGGAAGAUCUAGAGCACUGGUACAAGGGGCUCUCAGGCGAUGAAAUAACAACACUUGCUACCCUCGCGUGGCAUUUUGGCAUGGAUGAACUCGGACUCGGCGAACUCCGCUCAUUCAUAUCUUCUCUUCCGGAUGAUGCUGAUGGGCUCGAAAACAUGUGGGCCAGGAACAGAUUUCGUCAGGGCUGGAAUUUCAAGACUUCUGCAGAAUUCGAGUCUGUGCUUCACACCGUGAAGGCUUUUCAGCAUCCUGCUUUCGCUGAGAUUGCGGCACAAAGCCACGGAGUUCAGAAAGUGGUUACGAGGGCCAUGCAAAUAUCAGCUCGGGUUGGGCGAAGUGUAGAGUAUUUUCCCAAGCCUGCUCUUAACAUUCCAAGUCGUCUUGUUGGGAAUCUGAUCGCAUCUGCCCGGCACAAGCCAAUCCGCCCACCCGAUCAUGACCCGUCCUUCACUGCCAGCAUUGCAGUUAUCAUACCUACCCUAGAAGGCUCGGGAGGACAGUUGGUUAAUACUCUGAAGUCAAUCCUGAAGAAUGAACCUCAACAGAUCAUACUAUCAACUAUUGAUGAAAAUCGACAGAAAGCUGAGUUUAUAGCAACAUCAGUGCAGAAUCACAGAUCCAAAGUGGAAGUGACAAGCAUUCCUAGACCAAAGAAAAGUCGUCAGAUUGCAAUAGCAGUUAAGAGGGUUCGCACAGAUAUUGUUAUCCUUGCAGAUGACGACGUCCUGUGGCCUCCAUGCCUUGUGCCAUGGAUUCUCGCUCCGUUUAAGGAUCCUCUCAUGGGAGGUGUGGCCACAUGCCAGCGUGUGCAGGCACCUAACAACCCAAGAGUCUCCUUCCAGUACAUCUGGUGGUUCCUGGGCGCAUUGUAUCUAGAGCGAAGAAACUUCGACUGUACUGCAACCACUUAUAUGGAUGGAGGUGUUCCCUGCCUCUCGGGCCGAACGGUUGCCUAUCGCACGGAGAUCCUCCAAUCUUGCAUGGAAGCUUUUGUCAAUGAGACCUGGUUUGGCAAAUCGCUCAACGCGGACGAUGACAACUUCCUGACACGCUGGAUGGUCACUCACGGAUACAAAACCUACUUUCAAUCCCAUCCCAAUGCCGAGGUUCUCACGACGCUAGAGGAGAGUCCGAAGUUCCUCAAACAAUGUGUGCGAUGGUCUAGAAGCAACUGGCGAAGUAAUCUGCGCAGCCUGUUCAUUGACCGGGCUGUCUGGUGUGUUUCUCACAACCAUAUCGCAAUUAGCUCUCUUAACUGA